UCACUCAAAUACGAAUGGACUUCAUAGAAUUUAUGAGCAUGAAGGCGCCUCGUGUGGCCGCUCGGCCAGUAAUGUGCCCUCACUCAACAUGGCCGCCGCUCAGCCUCCUUCUCAGUCACGUGAGGCAGGGACACGGCGACUUCCUUCCGGGUUUGAGGGGCGCAGGCGCAUUGAGACGAGGAUCUGCUGCGAGUGGCAGGGAAGAUGGCACUGAGGGCGUGUGGAUUAAUCCUCUUCCGGAAAGUUCCACCGGCGAGCGACAUCGAAUUCCUCUUACUGCAGACUUCUUAUGGGACACAUCACUGGACUCCACCCAAAGGCCACGUGGACCCUGGUGAGGAUGACAUGACUACGGCUCUGCGGGAAACUGAAGAAGAGGCGGGCCUACACGCCGGCCAGUUCACCGUGGUGGACGGAUUUCGUAAGGAAUUAAAUUACAACGUCAAAAACAAAGCAAAGACUGUCAUCUACUGGCUGGCGGAGCUGAGAGACCCCGGCGCACAAGUGAAACUCUCCCAUGAGCAUCAAGACUUCCGCUGGCUGCCGCUACGAGAGGCCUGUGAAUUCUCGGGGUAUCAGGAUAUGCAGGACACACUGAACGAUGCCUAUCGAUUCCUGCAGGGGGACCCCAAACAAUGAGCCAGCCUCCAGCAACUCUUCCUUUGCAGUGGCUGGGUCAAUAAAGCUGAAGCUUAUUAUUCC
Rana temporaria (common frog) is the source of this 702-nucleotide messenger RNA. It is a transcript of the gene NUDT2, whose product is annotated as nudix hydrolase 2. Gene Ontology annotation, biological process: AMP biosynthetic process; ATP biosynthetic process. Gene Ontology annotation, molecular function: bis(5'-nucleosyl)-tetraphosphatase (asymmetrical) activity. NCBI's taxonomy places the organism in Eukaryota, Metazoa, Chordata, Amphibia, Anura, Ranidae. The transcript is spliced from 3 exons. The record is from RefSeq and is a predicted model, not a curated record. The coding region runs from base 205 to 639 and encodes 144 amino acids.